This is a messenger RNA of Raphanus sativus (radish), 1536 nucleotides long. Its product is annotated as myb family transcription factor PHL7. The record is from RefSeq and is a predicted model, not a curated record. Gene Ontology annotation, molecular function: DNA-binding transcription factor activity; DNA binding. The coding region runs from base 260 to 1123 and encodes 287 amino acids. NCBI's taxonomy places the organism in Eukaryota, Viridiplantae, Streptophyta, Magnoliopsida, Brassicales, Brassicaceae. The transcript is spliced from 7 exons.
AUCGAAAGAGGCUGAGAAGGACUCUUCUACUUCGUCGCUCCUCAGGAAAAAAUCGAAACUAAGACGACUGAGUGAGGUUAAGAGCAUCAUCGGAUACAGGCAAAAUCUGCAUCUGAUUAGAUUGGAGUGUCGGAAAGACGAAGAAGAGGGACGCCGUUUGAUUCUUGUAUAGAUCCACCCAAAGAGAUUUUGACUGCCUGAUGAUUUUGACCAGAAACAACUCAUUAGUUUCGCUUCAACGUUUAUAUCUCUUAGCCUGAUGGAAGCAGACGACGGUGGCAACAACUCUGGUCAUGCUUCCAAACAACGUUUGCGUUGGACGCACGAGCUACACGAACGCUUCGUUGAUGCCGUGGCUCAACUUGGCGGCCCUGACAGAGCUACACCUAAAGGUGUUCUUAGAGUGAUGGGUGUACAAGGGUUAACUAUAUAUCAUGUCAAGAGUCACUUACAGAAAUAUCGACUUGCAAAGUAUCUGCCAGAUUCAUCAUCUGAAGGGAAGAAAACCGAUAAGAAAGAAUCUGGAGAUGUGCUCUCUGGGUUGGACGGUUCACCGGGAACGCAGAUUACUGAAGCCCUCAAGUUGCAGAUGGAAGUUCAGAAACGAUUGCACGAGCAACUUGAAGUGCAAAGACAGCUGCAACUACGGAUAGAAGCACAAGGGAAGUACUUGAAGAAGAUAAUUGAAGAGCAACAGCGACUCAGUGGAGAACUUGGCGAAUCCUCAGCCCCAGUAACAGGCGAAUCAGAUCCUGCAACCCCUGCCCCAACAUCCGAGUUUCCCCUACAGGGUAAAUCUGGCAAAGAAUGUGAGCCAGACAAGAGCCUUUCAGUUGAAGAGUCUCAUUCAUCUUACCGGGAGGCAUUGACACCAGACUCGGGGUGCAACAUUGGGUCUCAAGAUGAGAGCGCAGGAGAAGAGAGAUCAUCAAAGAAGCCUAGAUUGAUGAGAGGUGGUGCAGCUGGUUAUACAUCUGAGAUGGUAGUUGCGCACCCAAUACUGGAGUCAGGCUUGAACUCUUCUUACCAUCAGUCAGACCAUGCUCUCGCUUUUGACGUUCCAUCGACAUCACUGCUAGGAGCUGAAAAUGGACUGGACAAUGUCUCAGGAGACGAUCUAUGAGUUGUGUGUAUCAGGUGGCAUCUGUAGUUGAGUGUAUUACAUGUAGUUUUGUUGUCUAUCCUUAUUCCUAUUUUAGUGAGGAGUUUACUCCUAGUAAGGUGGCCACAGCUCUCUUAUUAUAUACACUUGCCACUAGCAUGAACAAUGAAUAUAUAUGUCGUGUUGUGCUGUAAUUUGGUAAAAACACCAACAGAUUUACUUUCUUACAACACACUGAAAGUUUCUUCUGAAGCUUUUUAGAAGAAAAAAUAGUGUUCUUCAAGGAUAUUUUCAGAUUAAAAGAACAGGUAUAUUUCACUAAUAACAUCGGUCAUCGGUCGUGACUAUCCAAACAAAUGUAGUUUACGUAUCAUCUACAAUUUGGUUUAUCAUGUAAUGAAGAUCUCAUCAAAAAAAAAAAACAAAAAAAUAAA